UACUACCAGUUCUCCAAGGCUUUGCCCAUGGGCCUAGCAGGUACACUGCGCUCUACCACAAGUAUUCUCGAGCUCCAAGCGCUCGGCCAUAUGGGAUCCAAGCCCCUAGCCGGCCGCUCUCUUUCCCUGCUCAUUGUAAACCUCACCGGCUACCCAUUCAUGUACGGGCUGGGCGGCGCCCUCGAGACCCUCUGCAGCCAGGGCUUUACGGCGACCGUCCCGGGCACAAAGAAAAUCGGCGUUUACGUGCAACACGCCAUUUGGCUCUUCCUCCUAGCCAACGUAUUUUUGGCCAUUCUCUGGCUCAACCCGAAAACAUUUCUGUCAAUGUUGAAUGCCGAUGCGGAGGUUCUGCAUUAUGCCAAGGUGUACUUGGCCUUUGAGUGCCUGUACUUUCCAUUCAUUAUCGUGCAGACCUGCUUGAAGCGCUUCUUGCUGGCCCAGGGUCUGAUGCAACCCACUGUUGGCUUUGAGAUGGCUGGGUUGGUUGGAAUGUGGGCGGGACUGAGGCUAUUUGGGGAUUCCGGCUGGAAUCUGGGCUUCAUUGGCGUGCCCCUUGCGUCGACCAUUGCGUAUUUCGCUGUGCUGCUCGCCAACGCCCUGUACAUAUACAUGAUGCCGUGUCGCACUGGGCGUGCCUGCGCUAUAUCCGGGAUCGCCUCCUAUGGCUUCUCUGACCUCGCCACUCUCGCCGUCACAUCUCUGGGUGCCCACGGACUGGCCAUCCAGGCCGUGCUCAACUCCAUCAAGGGUGCGUUUGCCCGCACUGGCUCUUACCUCAGUAUGGUGAUCAGCUCGCGCACCGGUAACUUGCUCGGCGACCGCAACCCGCAGGGUGCCAGGCUUUCGGCCAACGUCAGUGUUCUCAUGACCCUGCUUUCUGCCACCCUCAUUGCCUUCCCUAUGCUUGUCUCCCCUAAACUUAUCGCGUCGUUCAUUACCAAGGACCCGGAGCUUAUAUUGGGUUUGGUCCCGCUAAUGCCCUUGUUGGCUCUGGUCACGGUGUUGGACGUCGUGUCUAAUGUGCUGACUGGCGUGCUGAGGGGCCAGAGCAGGCAGGCGGUGGCGGCAGUGGUUCGGGUAGUGGCAUUGUACGUGGUUGCUGUGCCAUUGGCGUGGCUCUUGUGUUUUGCUGUUGGAUGGGGGUUGGCUGGGCUUUGGGUCGGGAUGGCUGUGGGUUUUGUGCUUAUUGCUGGGACUGAGGCUUGGUUGGUGUUUACUUCGGACUGGGUGGCGGAAACAGAGCGCUGUAUGCAACGCAUUGGCGCUGCAAAAUGGCCCUUGUCGCCGCUGUUGGCUGAGGCUGCGCCGAUUGACGAGUCAACGCCGUUGUUUCAAUGAAUUUUUUCAUUGUUUUUGUUUUUGUUUUUUUGCCAAAAUGUGCAGAACAAAAAAAUUACUUUUGAUACAUGUUUUAUUUUUUUAAAUUAUUUAAUACAUUAUUCAUAUAUAUA
Messenger RNA from Kickxella alabastrina, 1454 nucleotides. Its product is annotated as mate-domain-containing protein. The annotation marks the transcript as partial. Gene Ontology annotation, molecular function: antiporter activity; xenobiotic transmembrane transporter activity. NCBI's taxonomy places the organism in Eukaryota, Fungi, Kickxellomycota, Kickxellomycetes, Kickxellales, Kickxellaceae. The record is from RefSeq and is a predicted model, not a curated record. Gene Ontology annotation, biological process: transmembrane transport. Gene Ontology annotation, cellular component: membrane. The transcript has 2 exons.